CGUUAAUUUCUUUUCCUUCCCUUAUUUCAUCAUUUCUUUAGAACCUCAUAGAGUUUUCCAUGCCAUAAUUUGAUCCUUGGUGACCUCUAUUGCUGACCUGAAACAAAAUCGUGUUGCGCCUUAUCGUCGGUCUUUUGCGCAACUUUCUUAUCGCCCUUGUCGAUUCAAAUCGCCAAUCGAUCCACGAUUGCUUUUGCUUAUCGCACAUAUACGGAUUAUAGACUGAGAUAUCACCUAUCCCACCGCCUCUCAUGGGUCAUCUUUUGCAACAUGGAAGGGCGACUGUGCGGCAGUUGAGCAGAACACGGCCACAACGAUCGCAACUAAGGCACCACUCCUCCGAGGCGUCACCUAAUCCUGCCCCUGAGAAGAACAGCACAUCAGCAAACGCUUCGCGAUCGAGUGCUCCACCGUCAUCCACAUCGUCAUGCUCCCCGAAUAACAGUUCGCCCGGAAGCACACCUUCAGCUGCCUCCACCCCCGCCCGCUCGAGUUCGCGAACGUUCUUCCAGGCCAUCCAGGCAGGACCAAUUGGUAGAUUGGCUGAAUCAUACGCCAGAGUACAACAAAGGAGACCUUACGCGACGCAGGUUGUCAGCUCUAUUGUGAUAUAUCUAUGCGGCGACCUGAGUGCGCAGUUGUUGUUCCCCUCUGACAGCCCGGCGCAAACAUCACGGGCUGCUUCUGAAGGGAAGCCUGCGGACUCGGCUGAAGAUGGCGAGGAUAAGGCUGCUUCGAGUGGAGGAUACGAUCCUCUGAGAACUAUGCGACAUUUGACGGUUGGUGUGGGAUCUGCCAUUCCGUCCUAUAACUGGUUCAUGUUCCUCCACAACAACUUCAACUUUCAGUCCAAAUUCCUUUCCAUCCUCACCAAGGUCUCCGUACAACAAGCGGUCUUCACACCCGUUUUCAAUACGUACUUCUUCAGCGUACAUUCCCUUCUCGCUGGCGCAUCCCUGGAAGAGACAUUCGAGCGCUUGAAGGUCGCUCUGCCCGUCAGUAUAUCGAAUAGCGUUAAACUUUGGCCUGCCGUCACGGCCUUCAGCUUCAUGUACGUGUCUCCGCCUUUCCGGAGCAUCUUCGCCGGUGUCAUCGCCGUCGGCUGGCAGACCUAUCUCAGUUGGUUAAAUCAGAAGGCUGCCAGAGAGGUCGAGGCGGAAAUGGCCGAGCCGGACCAUUCGUCUCAUGUGCUGGUUUCUGGCAGUAUCAGCCCUUCGACAACGAUAAAAGCAUGAGGCACCUUUCCAUGACUGCGUUUUUUAUACCCUUUCCUUUGCAUAUUCUAGACUCGCAGGCGCGAUUGAUUUGAAUAGGCGGUGGAUUGUCCUGCCUUCUUGAGCGGUGCAUUUUCGACGAGUACAUAGACCAGAACUAUUCUCAUACAUUAUACCCCAAUACAAGAACAAACCUCUCAGUGAUC
Aspergillus novofumigatus IBT 16806 is the source of this 1420-nucleotide messenger RNA. Its product is annotated as Mpv17/PMP22 family protein. The record is from RefSeq and is a predicted model, not a curated record. The transcript is spliced from 2 exons. Gene Ontology annotation, cellular component: mitochondrion; cytoplasm; membrane. Lineage: Eukaryota; Fungi; Ascomycota; Eurotiomycetes; Eurotiales; Aspergillaceae. The coding region runs from base 252 to 1235 and encodes 327 amino acids.